Molecule: messenger RNA, 5275 nt
Organism: Myxocyprinus asiaticus (Chinese sucker)
Lineage: Eukaryota; Metazoa; Chordata; Actinopteri; Cypriniformes; Catostomidae
Product: glycogen synthase kinase-3 beta-like
Exons: 11
Coding region: 650-1909 (419 amino acids)
Biological process (GO): negative regulation of canonical Wnt signaling pathway; regulation of microtubule cytoskeleton organization; protein phosphorylation
Cellular component (GO): axon; beta-catenin destruction complex; cytoplasm
Molecular function (GO): beta-catenin binding; tau-protein kinase activity; protein serine/threonine kinase activity
Source: RefSeq, a predicted model, not a curated record
GAGUAGAGGAGAGGAGAGGAGAGGGAGAGUACUGCGCUAUCCAUUACUUACUUUAGGUAGGAGGCAUCCAGCGCGGCGUUAACAUCGCCUGUGUUGGUCUAAAAAGGAAGAUAAGCAUCUUUAUCAAGGCUUUUGUGUUUUAUGAGUUACCAAGAAAGAGGCAUCAACAUCCGUCCAAUCAUUUUGAAGAAAGAGGACUGAAUUAUUGUCAUUUUAUCGGAUCUGGAUCAAUGUUCAUGGACUGAUGCGGCCAUGGCAAGUCUCGGUCUCAGCUAUACAAACCGGCUCCACCUGGAGAAUAUAAAGUGAAAGAGAAAACUGAUAUAUUAUAAUCGAGUAAUAUGAACCCUACAUAUGAAUGUGUGUUCAAUAUAAUGUGAUUUAGGACAUUUUUCUGUGACUUUCACAUAGGCAGCUGUAAUACUUGGACUAAAUGCCUAUUUUGGAUCUUUUAAAAGGCAUCUUUGAUAGUUAAAGGGCACACAUUUCUAUGGACAAGCCGGUCACUGAAUUCAUUACCCCAGAAGAAGAUAUUCCUGGAGUUUAUCUUUAAACGCAUUAACAGAGAGUUCAUUUGGGACACACAUUUUUGCUCUCGUGUAAAAGGAGUCUGUAAGGAUCGUGGUUAAAGAAUAAAAGGGGUUUGGAGAUGUCAGGCCGGCCUAGGACCACCUCAUUUGCUGAGAGCUGCAAGCCAGUGCCGCAGCCUUCAGCCUUUGGCAACAUGAAAGUCAGCAGAGAUAAAGAUGGCAGUAAAGUUACAACAGUUGCCGCGACCCCCGGUCAGGGUCCCGACCGACCUCAGGAGGUCAGCUACACGGACACAAAGGUCAUCGGGAACGGGUCGUUUGGAGUCGUAUAUCAGGCAAAGCUCUGUGACACUGGUGAGCUGGUGGCCAUAAAGAAGGUUCUACAGGAUAAAAGAUUUAAGAAUCGUGAGCUACAGAUCAUGAGGAAAUUAGACCACUGUAACAUUGUACGUCUGCGGUACUUCUUCUACUCCAGUGGAGACAAAAAGGAUGAUGUUUAUCUGAACCUGGUCAUGGACUACGUGCCUGAGAACGUGUACCGAGUGGCCAGACACUACAACAGAGCCAAACAGAAUCUGCCCAUGGUCUAUGUGAAGCUGUACAUGUACCAGUUGUUUCGUAGUUUGGCAUACAUCCACUCAUAUGGGAUCUGCCAUAGGGACAUCAAGCCUCAAAAUCUUCUGCUGGACCCAGAAACAGCUGUACUCAAGCUCUGUGACUUCGGAAGUGCUAAACAGCUGGUGCGUGGUGAGCCUAAUGUUUCUUACAUCUGCUCGCGGUACUACAGAGCCCCUGAGCUCAUCUUUGGAGCCACAGACUACACUUCCAGCAUUGACAUUUGGUCAGCUGGCUGUGUACUGGCAGAGCUGCUGUUAGGGCAGCCUAUUUUUCCUGGUGACAGUGGUGUGGAUCAGCUUGUUGAAAUCAUUAAGGUUCUGGGUACUCCUACACGAGAACAGAUUCGGGAGAUGAACCCAAAUUAUACGGAGUUCAAGUUUCCACAGAUUAAGGCACAUCCGUGGACUAAGGUUUUCCGGCCCCGCACCCCUCCGGAGGCGAUAGCUUUGUGUUCCCGGUUGUUGGAGUACACACCCACGGCCCGUUUCACUCCUCUUGAGGCCUGUGCUCACACUUUCUUCGAUGAGCUCCGAGAGCCCACCCUCAAGCUCCCGAACGGAAGAGAGAGGCCUUUGCUGUUUAAUUUCACUACACAGGAGUUGUCCAGUAACCCCUCGCUGACCUGCUUACUCAUCCCUGCACAUGCUCAGAACCAGGUGGAAAACUCCACUCAGUCUGCCUUGGUUGCAACAGGUGCCAACUGUGGCAAUCGUGGUCUGAACACCAACGCUGCCUCUUCCACCCUGAAUCCUUCAACUUGAACCCCAACCACCCGUCAGCAGGCCAAUUACACGCAGCUGCUUAUUAACCACGCCCACUCCCCUGAGUCAGGGGUGGGGCUAAAACAAAACCUAAAGCUCAUGAUAUGAUGGAUGCAUCAACCAAACCUUCCCCCAGCCCCGUCUCAUUGUCUGUUUUUAUUCUUAUUGUUAUUUAUUUGCUCUAAAUGACUGUAAACUAGGGCUCAAAAGCUUCGCCUCAGGACUGUCUGCGAAGAUGUUUGAUUAUUCUGUAUACUAAAUAUACCCUUAUAUAAAGAGUUACACCUACAAGUAUGUUUUCACAUGUGUACUUUGACAUCUUUUUAUGGAAAUCUGUAAGCUGUUGCCACUGCUUCUUUUAUAACUAUACCAACAGAAGAGUUGGCCUCUACCAUUCUGGUCUCUGCCUGGCAACCAAUGCCCGUCAGUACCUGGUCUACAGGCACAAACGAUGGCUGCCCAGGUGAACUGAGUAUGGUAGAGCUGGAAGGAAGUUUGAGAUAUAGGAAAGCUGGUCUUUGAUUGGCCGGCAUGGGCAGAUUUCUAGGGCUUGUGCACAUUCUGUAGGCUGUAUGUGAAAUACAGUAUAUGCUAAUGACAUUUGCCUCUUCCCUCAGUAUUGGGUGGAUAUGUUGUAUGCUUAAACCUGUAUGCUGCUGUGAACCUCUUUAUUUUAAACCACUUUUGACAGAGUGAUACACUCCCUCCAUUUCCUAUCCUCUACCCGCUCGUUUUCCUCCUUCCUGUUGAAUUGUCACUAUGUACUUCACUGAACUCUACUAAUGUACUGUUUCUCAACACACAAAAUCUUAAUCAUUUUCUGUGAGCAAGUGUGUGUGUGUGUGUGUGUGUGUGUGUGUGUGUGUGUGUGUGAGCAUGCUUAUAAUGAUCUCUUUAUAAAUACGAAAAUGCAACAAAAAAGAGCACGAGCAAGGUUACCCCAAAAUAGUUUACCCCAGAAUGAAAAUCAUUGUCCUCAUGUCUUUCCAAACCCAUGACUUUCUUUCUUAAGUAGAAAACAAACGGCAUUAUUCUGAAGACUGUACUGGUUGCUCUUUCCAUGCAAUUGUAUUGAACAGGGACUGAAGCUUUGAGCUUUAAAAAGUACUCAACAGUGACUUAUGUGCUAUAUUCCAAGAUUUCAGAAGCCAUACGAUAGCUUUGAUUGAGGAACAGACCAUUUAAGUUAAUAAUCUUACCUUCCAGUCAGCCGUAAACCACCACGACCGCAUCUAAUAAGUAGGUUAGAACCGCCGCAAUCAGUCUGAUUUGUGAACGAAUCAUUCAAACCGGUUUUGUAAAGCGGAUCAACAGAUUCAUUGGAAACAUCUGACUCAAGAGAACGAUCCUUUAAUAAAUAUGAUAUUGCUAUUUCUUUCGUGAUCUCAUAUGAAUGUACCAAGGAGAGCUAGUGCGGAUGUCAAGAUUUUCAGUGAAUAACUCAAAUCUUUUAGUCUUUUUCUCACACUAAGCUAUUGUAUGGCUUCAGAAGACUUUGAAUACAGUGCACAAGUUGUAUGGGCUUUUAUAAUGCAUUUACGAGCUUUUGGGUCUUUUUUUAAGCUUCUUCAUUCCUUUUUCAUUGUAAUAGCAUGGAAAAGAGCGACCAGCACAGUCUUCAAAAUGUUGUGUUCUUACCAAGAAAGUAAUUCGUGUUUUGGAAUGACACAAGGGUGAGUAAAUGAUGACAGAAUUUUUAUUUUUGGGUGUACUACUACUUUAAAACUGAACAUGUGAACUGAUUUCCUCUUCUCUCAUAAACCACAAAUCCCAGUUUGAAAGAAAGAUGUCCUUGUUUAGCACCAUCUGAAUUGACAGAAAGGAACAUUACAAGGACACUAAAAGAAGAUGAGAACGCUUCCUUUAGGGUACAUCUGUGAUCAUUUCUUGUUGUUUUUCUUGAUCACAUGGUCUUUAGUGUCCUCUAGUGUUAGUGGAGAUGUACAACUGAGGUUGAUGUGACAACUGUUUCUUAUUAUGGUUCUGAAUCAGCAAAGAAGAGCAAUGUGAUGCAAAGAAGGCCGUUAUGCCACAAGUGUAGGAAGUAUUCAAAUAAUCAUUUGUUUAAAUAAUGUAUGCUUAGCAAAGGGAAAGAUGUCUAGUGUUCAACUUGAAUUUCAGCUGCUGAGCUCUUGUUCAGGUCAGCGCUCACUGUUACAGGGUGUUUUUCAUUUUUUUUUGUGUUUUUGGCAUUGUUUUUCUUUUUUUAUACUUUUAACUUAAAACGAGACUUUUCUGAAGGACUUUGUCUUAUCGCCCUCUUAUUUAAGGACUUUAUUAUGUAUUUUAAUUGUUAUGGAGAAUAUUUUAGGGACAUAUACAGUAUAUACAGGGUUUUUCGGGAACAUGGUCAUGAAUCAACCGUAUUACCUACAAUGGCAAUAUAUAUUUUUUUUUAAGCUGUAGAAAACUUUCAGCAGCAAUUAAAGGGAGUUAUGUCACAUGGCACUUUUUAUUUUUUUAUUUUACACUUAAAGUAUAUGUUUUCAAAGUAUACAUGCUUGCACAAACAGCCUGUACUGUAGGCAGCCAUAUUGCUUCACUGUUUUCUCAGCAUGAUACCUCCCAGUGACUCGUAUUUAAGAUGAAUAUGAGAUACAGUAUAUAAAAUGAAAGGGAUAAUAGAGGAAAUAUAAAUACGUUAAUGCAAAUGAUACAAUUCAGAGCUAUAAGAGUCAACCCAACAUCAAAUGGAACUCCUAAAACAUUACUAUUACUUAAAUGUAUUUGGCAAUGAUUUCUCUGUUCUCAUACAUACUGUCUUUGUUCAUUUUUUGUACUGUAUAUUUUCUCCUCCCAUGAAGGUAUGCUAAAGGUCUCUUCUUGUACAUACUCAGUGUGCAUUCUGUCCCUUGUGUGUUCCGGUUCAGCAAAGUAGGCACCUGAUACUGCAUUGAAUAAAGAGUAGGUUAGCCUUGAACCCUUUAAACCGUUUACUUUCUCUUUAUUGCUUAAUGUCUCAGAAUUAGAUUUUAAUGAAUUACAGUUUUGCUCAUUGUCAUGACUUUUAGCUGCCAAUGUAUGUUGGCAGUGUUUGCUAUUGAGUUUAUGUUAAGAACUGCACAAAUAAACUCUGCCUUUGAUUGAGUCAAUGUUGCUAUGCGAACAGCAAUUUUUUCUAGCGCCACAGAGACACAGUAUUUACUGUUUUUGAGAAAAAUAAACAUAGAAUGGCUUACUUAUAGUUUUCUAUGCAUAUUAAACUGGGAUAGGAAAAAGUAUUAUGCCAUCGAAAAAGUUACUUCAGCUUUAAAGGGAUAGUUCAAACAAAAAUGAAACUUCUCUCAUGAUUUACUCACCCUCAUGACAUCCCAGAUGUGUAUGCCUUUCUUUCUUCUGCUGAACACAAAUUAAGAUUUUUAGAAG